AUGCGAAACUCCUGUUCAGGACAGCUGGAAGAGGUGCGAAGCGUGCGAAGCAAGCAGGAUGCCUUGCUUCAUGGAAGCCGUUCAAGUCGUUUGCUUGCGCAAUGGAAGCAUACAGUGACGCCGAUCCUUAUCCUGUCUUGUCUCUUGCAGUUUCGAUGGCCAACUGCCCUUCUUUAUGCCACUGCUGUGGUCUUGGUCCAGAAGCUCUUCCGGCUUGGUCUCUUAAAGCUCUGCUGGGCAGGUUGCCCCCGAGCGGACCAGCCCAUGCGCGUGCUGCUGUCGGGAGAUUCGUUCCCACCGAAGUUGGAUGGUGUCCAGAACUUUGCGCGAAACACCAUCCAGGCCUUGGUUCGUGACGGACACCAGGUGCACGUCUUCUGCAGCAACGGCACGAGCACGACGCAUUUGGCUCCCGAAAGCUUCGGCGCUACCGUGACGCGGGGGCCCGGGGUGGAAGUGCAGCCGAGGCCCUCGCCGCACUUCGUGCUCUCCUUGAUGCGCUUUCGCCCUCAUGUGAUCCAGUUCUUUGAUUUUACACCGUGUGCCUUCUUUGUGGUGCCCUUCCUCUGGUGGCUGGGCAUCCCGUUGAUCAUCUCUCACCAUUCACGGAUCGACUUGUACGCCACCUAUGUCCCUGGCUUCAUCGGUGACUACGCGCCACAAGUGAUCCGAGCGGUUUGCGAGGUGAUGUUCCCCUUGGUGACGGGGCAUCUGUUGAUCGACGGCUCUCAGAAGGACCAAUCCUGGUUCCAGGGACAUCCCAAUCUGCGCUUCUGGUCCACAGGAUGCGAUUUGAACUUCUUCCAUCCCUCGAAAGCGAAGCCAACCAGCCGUGAGCUUUGCAGCAACCACCGGCCUGAUCUGCCUCUGGUAGUCUUUGUGGGAAGGCUUUCACCAGAGAAGCAGGUGGACAAGUUGGUGGAUUUGGUGAAAGUCACCAAUCCACCCGGCGAACGGGAGCUCUGCCGCUUCGCCAUCAUCGGAAACGGGGAUAGCUGGGAAUCGAUCCAUGCGGAGAUCGGCGAGCGGCCGGAUGUCUACAUGCCCGGCGCAGUGGUAGGGGAGGAGCUGGCGAGCGCGGUGGCCUCGGCAGACAUCUUCUUCUCGCCCACGGUCACUGGGACGUUGGACUUGGUCUUCAUCGAGUCGCAGGCGGCGGGCUUGGCAGUGGUCGGCCCCCGCGCGGUGGCGGUCGUCGCUGAUGGGGAGAACGGCCGCUUGUACGAUCCUCUGGACAUGGAGGAUGCCAAGAGAGCCAUCAAAGACAUCAUUGAUGGGAAGAGUCUGGAGCAGAUGAAGGUCGCUGCCCGGGCCAAUGCUGCGAAGAACUUCACUUGGUCCAAGUGCAGCGAAGAAGCGAUUCAGUUUUACAAGGACGUGCUGCAGCCUUUGACGUGUGAGCUUUGCAAAUCUAUCUACCCGACCUAUAUCCACACCAACAGCGGACAUGAGCGGUCUCCGCUGGUUGAAGUUCCAAACACUACACCACCCUUCAUCGUUCUGGAGAACAUGGUCCGGGAUUCUCAGCAGCACACCUCCCGGGGACUCCACGUCAUCUCUCUGGCCGAGAAGGAGCUGAAGCUGGGCCGCGGCCACGAGAGCGACGUCCGCAUCGCCGACGCCGCUUGGGGCGGAGAAGGGGUCUCGAUCUCCCGUUGCCAUGCCACGAUCCGCUUCAGUAAGGGCCAGUUUUUGCUACAGGACAACAGUUCCAAGUUCGGCACACUGGUGGCGAUGAAGAAACCCAAGGUUCUGGAACCAGGUGUGAACAUUUCGAUUCAGAUGGGCCGCACGGUGUUGACCUUGUGCGCACAGUCCGAUCCCAACCAAUCCACCGCGGCGCCGCCGGCGGGUCUUGGGGGUGUGGACAGGACUGGUGAGGCGAACGCCCUGAAUGCGCUGCCUGCUGGUGGAAGUGCGCAGGACGAGCGAGCCUUGCGCUUGUCCCUCUUGACCCGGGGGCAGAGCGAAGGAGCUUCAAGCUUGCCCGGCUCCACGCGCGGCGGACAACCGAAGGGGAACUCUGUGCGGCUCCACGCCUGCGCGGACGGCGCACCGGGUGGGAGUGAAGAUGAGAGCGCCACAUGGGACCGUGGGAAUCCCGACCUCUGGCGGAUCGUGCUCGCGGAGGCGCUCGCUUCAGGUCAAACCUGGCGCUGGGAACUGCAGGCGUGGCUGCUGCGACGACACUGGCCGCUGGUGCCGGCAGGUGGCGCAGUGGCCAGGGACCUCAGAGACGCGGCGCAGUUCCGCGCGCUGAACAUCACAUGGGAAGCUGGUUUUGGCGCGUGCGUCUUCGGCGACGACGGAGCUCCGCCACGCUCCGUGCGGUGCCGAGCGGGGGAGCUGAGUGGCGGUCGACGGGAAGACGGACGGGCACCACGCGGCACGGGCGUCUUCGAUCGCUUCAGGGAGGAUGCCAUCAACGUGAUCUACGCGGCACAGGAAGAGGCGCUCCGCCGCAGUCGGGGUCGCCCAGGAGAAACCGCGGCCGCGGUGGACGCGCCCGGCGUCUUGGGGAAGAACCGUAUGCGAGGUUGUGGAGCCGUCUGCACCGAGUUCAUCCUUUACGGCAUCUUGUCCCAGGUGGCCGCGGUGCUGCCGCCGACGAUGGGAGCGGUCCGCAAGGGCAUCACCAAAGAGGCAGUGAAGAGGGCCAUCACCAACAGCCGAAGUCGCUACGUGGUGGACGCUCCAGGCGCCUGCGAUGGAGCUGCUGCCCGGGAGGCGAUCGAGCUCAUUCAAGAUGGUAGCACCGUCGCCACCGCUGGCUUCUUGGGCCUCGUCUUCCCGGAAGACUUGGCCAUGGAGUUGGAGCGCCAGUUCCUGGAGACUGGCCAUCCCAGAGAUCUCACCUUGAUGUACGCGGCCGGGCAGGGCGACGGCGCCUCGAAGGGCGUGAAUCGCUUCAGCGCUCCGGGCUUGGUGAAGCGGGUGAUCGGCGGCCAUUGGGGCUUGGUGCCGAAGCUCCAAGCCUUGGCUCUCCAAAAUCAGAUCGAGGCCUACAACCUCCCGCAGGGCGUGAUCUCGCAGAUGUUCCGAGACAUUGCUGCCAAGCGCCCGCGAACCAUCAGUAAAGUGGGCUUACAUACCUUUGUGGAUCCUCUCCACGGUGGUGGCCGCUUGAACGCCGCCACCACGGAAGACCUGGUGGAACGCAUCCACUUUGACGGAGAGACGUACUUAGCCUUCAAAACCCGUCCGCUGGAUGUGGCCUUCCUGCGCGGCACCACCGCAGAUGCUGAUGGGAACAUCACUAUGGAGAGGGAAGGCUUAUUUCUGGAGAAUCUGGCUAUGGCCAUGGCCGCGCACAACUCGGGCGGCCGGGUGAUGGUGCAGGUGGAACACUUAGCCCAGCGCCAUUCGCUGCCUCCGAGGCAAGUGAAGAUUCCUGGGAUCCUGGUGGACUGUGUGGUGCUGUCUAGGCCCGAACACCACUGGCAGACCUUCUCGGUGCCCUAUAGCCCCGCCUUUAGCCACGAGAUACGCCUCGCCAGCGAAGCGCUCGAUCCGAUUGGCCUGGACGAGCGGAAGGUCAUCGCACGCCGGGCCAUCUUGGAGCUUCGGCCCAAGGCCCUCGUCAACGUGGGCGCCGGGAUGCCCGACCGGGUGGCACGGGUCGCGCAUGAGGAAGGCGUGCUGGAGCAGGUGACCAUCACUUUAGAGCCAGGGGUGGUCGGCGGCAUUCCUGCAAGCUCGCCCAACUUCGGCGCCGCGGUCAACGUGGACGCGCUCAUCGACCAGCCAUCGAUGUUCGACUUCUACGAUGGCGGUGGCUUGGACAUGGCGUUUCUGGGCAUGGCACAGGUCGACGCGGCUGGGAACGUGAACUCUUCACGCUUUGGCACCAAGCUGUCGGGCGCGGGAGGCUUCAUCAAUAUCAGCCAGAAUUGCAAAAAGGUCGUCUUCGUGGGCACCUUUACCUGUGAUGGAUUGGAAGUGUCAGUUCAAAAUCAACUCACAAUCCUCAAGGAGGGCACGUGCCGCAAGUUUGUGCAGCAGGUGGAGCACGUCACCUUUUCCGGUGACUAUGCUCGAGAAAGGAAGCAAGAGGUGCUCUACGUCACGGAGCGAUGCGUCUUUCAACUGACCUCCAACGGCUUAGAGCUCACGGAGGUUGCCCCUGGCAUCGACUUGGAGAAGGAGGUCUUGGCACAUAUGGACUUCCAUCCACGGAUCCGGUCGCCCGGUCCGCGGUGGAUGGAGCAGCGCAUCUUCAGGGAUGCCUUGAUGGGCUUAGGCAAGGGCUCUUUGCCCUUCAGCGAGAACACCCGCGUGCUCUUUGAUACUGCCGCGAGUGUGGGCAACACUGAGAUCGGCUGUGAGCAGCUGCUGCUGGCCUUCUGCGAGCCGCCACUGGCGCAAAGCGGAGCCAUGGUGUUGCUUAAAGGCCUCGGGCUUUCAGGGGAGAAGUUGAAAGCGGCGGUCGAGGAGGAGCUGUGUGGCGCCGAUGAGAAGGGCGACUCAGAUCUGACCUUGGACCAAGUGGCCACCGAUCUCACGUGCCUUGGAGACGAACACGGCUUCGCGACCGUGAUUGCGGUUCCACAGAGUGGCGCGGAGUGGAACGGCCGGACGAGGCAGAUGGCCAUGGAUGGGCUCUUGGAUCCAGUGGUAGGUCGACAAGAGGAGAUGGAGCGCAUCAUCCAGAUCUUGCUACGGAAGCGAAAGAACAACUGCUGCCUCGUGGGCCCUCCCGGCGUCGGCAAGACGGCCGUGGUGGAGGGCUUGGCGCAACGCAUCGCGCAGGGGGAGGUGCCUUCACGCUUGCGUGGGAAGCAGCUCUACUCCUUGGACUUGGGGCAAUUGGUCGCUGGCACCAAGUACCGGGGCGAGUUCGAAGACCGCUUGAAGAAAGUGAUCAAUGAGGUGACCAGUGAUGAAAGAGACAUUUGUCUCUUCAUCGACGAGAUUCACCAGAUCAUCGGCGCGGGCGCCGCAGGUGCCGACUCCUCCAUGGACGCGGCGAACCUUCUGAAGCCUUCCUUGGCACGUGGAGAGCUUCAGGUCAUUGGCGCGACCACUGCGGACGAGUACACCAAGCACAUCGAGAAAGAUGCAGCCCUGGAGCGACGCUUCCAAAGGGUGAACUGUGAGGAAGCAUCAGUCUCGGAGACCUUGGAGGUCCUCGAGGGCUUGAGACCCUCCUACGAGGCGCAUCACGGAGUGCUCUUGUCCCCGGACGUCUUGCAAGCGGCCACGCGGCUCUCGCAACGCUAUCUCACCAAUCGUUUCUUGCCCGAUAAGGCGGUGGAUCUCAUUGAUGAAGCCAGCAGCCUCGCGCAAUGGCGCAUGGAGCUUCAGUUAGAGCAGGCUGGGGCUGCUGGAGUGUGGAAAGCGGAAGAUUGCUGGCGGAAUACCCAAGACUUCUGUUUUGGCAAAGAUCUCAGACAGGAUGGCCGAUUGGUGACCAUUCCUCACCAGCCAAAGCCCGUGGUCACAGCCGCAGACGUGGCAGCAGUGCUCUCGAAGUGGCAGGGGUCCCAUACGGGGUCGGGCGUGCCCGUGGACCGCAUCGAGCAGGGCGAAUCCGAGCGGCUGAUGCACUUGGAAGAGAUCCUCUCCAAGCGCAUCGUCGGCCAAGACGAAGCCGUGAGCGCCUUGGCGCGCGCGGUACGCCGCGCGCGCAGCGGUCUGGCAGGUCAGCAGCGGCCCACGGCCACCUUCUUCUUUGCAGGACCUUCAGGUGUGGGAAAAACACAGCUCUGUCGUGUUUUGGCAGAGGAGUACUACGUGGAUACCAAGGCCAUGGUCCGCCUGGACAUGAGCGAAUUCUCGGAACCCCACAGCGUGUCGCGCCUCAUCGGCGCGCCGCCGGGCUACGUGGGCUACAACGAUCCCCGCAGUGGGCAGUUGACCGAGGCAGUGAGGCGUCGGCCCUAUAGCGUGGUAGUCCUCGACGAGAUCGAAAAGGCCCACGCCGAGGUCUUGAACCUUCUUCUGCAGGUCAUGGAGGAUGGGCGCUUGACCGAUGGCAAGGGGAGAACAGUGAGCUUCAACCAUUCCAUCAUUGUCAUGACCUCCAACGUCGGUAGCAAGGAGAUCUUGCAACAGGCAGGGGCACUGGUAGCCUUUCCAGGGCUGAAGAAAUCCUGGCGUGAUCAGAUGAAAGAAGGCGUUUUUCUCUUCCGAAAUAUUCCGAAAUGAACAUAAAUAGGCAAGAAUGAGGUAGACGUUUGUGGUAUGGCCCGGUCUCAAGUUCUUGUAGCAUGCCAGUAUAGUGACAAAAUUGAUUUAAAGCUAAUGUCCAAUUUUCUUGAGGGACAAUCUCAAGGCUAGGACUGGAAAGCGGAGUUGCGCCACUCAGACAAUCAUUAGAAAGAGUUUGCAGAGAAUGCGAGAUCCCACAAGUAUCUAAUUUGGGUAUAUCAACGGUAUAUCAGAUAUCAGUCCAACACUCUUCGUCACGCUACAUGGAUCUACAUGGUCAUGUUCCUCGAGGGUGUGAAGAACACAGAGCCGAGCCCUAUACGUCAAUUUUUAGCUGCAUUCCGAGC
Messenger RNA from Durusdinium trenchii, 6497 nucleotides. The record is from the annotation of a GenBank genome assembly. Lineage: Eukaryota; Dinophyceae; Suessiales; Symbiodiniaceae.